CCUCGUUUCCGCCUUUUCCCGGUCCCUCUAGACCCGCUUUUUGCUAUCCCCUUCCAUCCUUCUCCGGUGGGGCGUCCCCGGGCAGAUUCCGACCAUGACUGAGCAGAUGACCCUUCGGGGGACCCUAAAGGGUCAUAAUGGUUGGGUUACCCAAAUAGCAACCACCCCGCAGUUCCCGGACAUGAUCCUCAGCUCUUCUCGGGACAAGACUGUCAUCAUGUGGAAGCUGACUCGUGACGAGACAAACUAUGGUGUUCCCCAGCGCGCCCUGCGUGGUCACUCCCACUUUGUCAGUGAUGUUGUCAUCUCAUCUGAUGGCCAGUUUGCACUGUCGGGAUCUUGGGAUGGAACUUUGCGUCUGUGGGACCUUACCACUGGAACCACCACAAGACGAUUUGUGGGUCACACCAAGGAUGUUCUGAGUGUGGCUUUCUCUGCGGACAACCGUCAGAUUGUCUCUGGGUCCCGGGAUAAAACCAUCAAGUUGUGGAACACUCUAGGAGUGUGCAAAUACACAGUCCAGGAGGAGUCUCAUUCAGAAUGGGUAUCCUGUGUCCGUUUCUCACCCAACAGCAGCAAUCCCAUCAUCGUAUCCUGUGGAUGGGACAAGAUGGUGAAGGUCUGGAAUUUGGCUAACUGCAAACUGAAGACCAACCACAUUGGCCACAGUGGCUUCCUGAACACUGUAACUGUGUCACCUGAUGGGUCUCUGUGUGCCUCUGGGGGCAAGGAUGGACAAGCCAUGCUGUGGGAUUUGAACGAGGGGAAACACUUGUACACACUCGAUAGUGGAGACAUCAUUAAUGCCCUCUGUUUCAGCCCUAACCGUUACUGGCUGUGUGCUGCCACUGGGCCAAGCAUCAAAAUCUGGGAUCUUGAGGGUAAGAUCAUUGUAGAUGAACUGAAACAGGAAGUGAUCAGUACAAGCAGCAAAGCUGAGCCACCACAAUGUACUUCUCUGGCCUGGUCAGCGGACGGACAGACACUCUUCGCUGGCUACACAGACAACCUGAUCAGAGUCUGGCAAGUGACAAUUGGAACACGCUAAGACUUAUCUGAAUUGAACAAGAAGACAUUUUUGUUUAAAGGCACCAGCUUGAUACUGCGUUUCCAGUAGAGUCUUCUCUUGUAAUAUCAACCUGUGACUCUAAUAAAAUAAAAAAAGUUGCUAUAAAA
Molecule: messenger RNA, 1176 nt
Organism: Pseudophryne corroboree (corroboree frog)
Lineage: Eukaryota; Metazoa; Chordata; Amphibia; Anura; Myobatrachidae
Gene: RACK1
Product: receptor for activated C kinase 1
Exons: 8
Coding region: 95-1048 (317 amino acids)
Biological process (GO): rescue of stalled cytosolic ribosome; positive regulation of protein phosphorylation
Cellular component (GO): nucleus; cytosol
Molecular function (GO): translation regulator activity; protein kinase C binding; ribosome binding
Source: RefSeq, a predicted model, not a curated record